Molecule: messenger RNA, 935 nt
Organism: Oryza sativa Japonica Group (Japanese rice)
Lineage: Eukaryota; Viridiplantae; Streptophyta; Magnoliopsida; Poales; Poaceae
Product: non-specific lipid transfer protein GPI-anchored 5
Biological process (GO): lipid transport
Molecular function (GO): lipid binding
Source: RefSeq, a predicted model, not a curated record
UCGAGCACAAAAAGGCACAGACUUAUAUUCAGAGUUUCAGACACCAAGAGCAUCUUGUACCACCUACGCAGAGUUUUGUUUGCUUGCUUGUUUGCUUGUCAGUGUCCAGAAUGGCAGCGAGGGUGGCGUGGAUCGGCGCGGCGGCGGCGGUGGUGGUGGUGGCGCUGAUGGCCGGUGGCGCGGCGGCGCAGCCGCCGUCGUCGACAAGCGGGUGCACGCAGACGCUGCUGAGCAUGUCGCCGUGCCUCAACUACCUGACCGGGAACGAGACGGCGCCGUCGGCGUCGUGCUGCGGCAAGCUGGGCGAGGUGGUGAAGUCGCAGCCGGAGUGCCUGUGCGUCGCGCUCAACGCCGACACGGCGGCGCUCGGCCUCAGCAUCAACCGCACCCGCGCGCUCGGCCUCCCCGACGCCUGCAAGGUCCAGACGCCGCCGGUCAGCAACUGCAAGAGUGGCGCUGCUGCUCCUCCUGCGGGACAGACGCCGACGACUCCGGCGGGGACAGGGUCGAAGGCGACGCCGGCGACGCCCGUGGGCUCCGGCGUCGCGCCGCUCCGUGUCUCGCCGGUGGGGAUCCUCGCCGGCAUCGUCGUCGCCGCCGUCUACGCCGUCUCCGCCGUGUGAGCUCGACGUCGACGACGAACCCGGCAAGCCUAUCACCGUCUGUAUCAAUCUUGAUCGGUGCACGCAUUUGAGGAUUUCGAUGUGAUGUGAGCAUGGCACGCGUGCGUGUAGGAAUUCGUUACGGAUUUGAGCUGUUCUUCCUCCAUUGGUUUAUGCUACUGCUGCUCCCAUUUGUGCCACGAUCAGAGGAGCUUGUUUGAUUAUCUUUUUAUUAUUAUUAUUAUCUAGGAUUGAUUCAUCACUUCCAUUAAUUCUGAAUAAAAACUUGUAUUUCUCCCUAAUUUGAUUCUUGUGGCUGCUCCUCUUCCAAUC